GUUAAACCACAUCGAAGAAGAAGAGGCAUAUUAUAGAAGAAGUGGUGGCAUGCUUGAAGGUUAGCGACACAUUUAACGAAAUACAAUAACAAUUACCAGUCACACACUGAGUAGCAAGUUAUGCAAUUAUCGUGUAGAACAUGGUAAUAUAUCUGCAUUGGAUAUAACAAAGCUACUGCACAAGUCGCGGUGAUUCCAGGUAUGUAUUUGACUGUGGACACAGUGAGCCAUUUUGUCAUUUUAGUGUGUAUGCCUUCCUCUGUCUGGUGCAUGUUUUAAAACGGUCUGAUCAUGAACGUUUAUGAUGUGGUGGCUAUGAUUAUUCGAUUGGUUUUAAAACCAUGACCAAUGAAGCUGUUUCAUAAACGGGUUGGUUGUUUAGCAACUUUGGGGCAAAACUGGGUUUACAGAAGACGUUGAAUAUGGCGAGUCUCCUUUUAGUCCAAGAGGCCAAACAGGAGCGGUGACAUGUGUUCCCCGUGUAGCUCAGUUGGUAGAGCAUGGCGCUUGCAACACCAGGGUUGUGGGUUCGAUUCCCACGGGGGGGGGGGGCAGUAUGAAAAAAUGUAUGCACUCACUAACUGUAAGUCGCUCUGCAUAAGAACGUCUGCUAAAAUGUAAAAUGUCGCUUCAGUUUUAUGCCAGGACAACGCAACCCAUAGAAAGGUCUGUGCGUAACGACAGUAACCAUGGUGAAACGGCAACGUUGCUAGGGAAAUAACCCAAGAUGCGCUAGUAUGAUUUCGAUGGAGAAAAAAAUCGUAAUUUUUAUUAAAAAUGAAGGUAUGUGCAACUUUUACACGUUUUGAACCACCACAGUGUUCAUUUAAGUGAUAAUGCCGGAGAAGCCGGUGUUUUGGAGGAUAUAUUUGGACGGGUGUUGUUAGGCUGGAGACAGUCGUUCUUAUCCCUAGCUAGCUAGCUAGCUAGCUAGCUAACUACGGCUAACUUAGUCACGUCAAAAGAAGUACAACAGUAGCUGCAUUUGUUGAAGCUGUUUUCUAGUGACAUUUAUUUAGAUACAUCCAUAACAAUGAGCUAAUGAGGCGUUAUUUCACCCUGGCAUAGAAAAUGUGCUCUCUCGUCAGGACACUGUUGUUCAGAGGAACUAGUCAACAACACAGCUAACACAAUCACUUCAAAACACUGAAGCUGGAAAGACUGCAAACUAGCUGCACUUCGUUUCACCUUUUUUUUAAAUUGAAAUUUCUUUGUAUAUAUCCAUAAAAAGGAUGCCAGCUGAUUCAUGAUUUCGACUGGCUGAGAAAAGCUGCCUGUCUGUCUUGUCCCGACUCCCGACCGAUACAGGUUCAUUGCUAUGGGGACAGCUGGAGAUAAAAUGUGAAUAUUGAAACAAUGUUGCAAAUGUCGGAGAGACGCAAGUUGAUACAAAUCUCCGCUGUUGAAAACUAAAUGUCAGUCUAAAAUAAAUGUGAGAUAAUAUCUAGAUGCUUUUUAUAGUGGAGAUCAAGUUUAUAAUUUGCCUGGCUGGGCUGAUGAGGCAGUCAGAUGGAACAGAGUAAAUGGCCAUUUUAACGUCAUCCAUUUAGCUGUGGCAAUUUGUGGAAUAGACACCGGCUGGAAUGCGCUUUUAACCAAUCAGCAUUCAGGAUUAGACCCACCCGGUGGAUACAUUCAGAACAUUAUCUAGGUAGUAUUGUUGAAAUUUUUUCAGUUUUGUUACCUGGGUCAAGAAACAACACAUUUAUGGUGGGUGGCCCUUGGACUAUUUUUUAAGUGGAACUGACAGCGUUUUAACUACUUUGCAGAUAUGAAACAGACAAUCAUAUCAGUCAAAAAUAUCAAAUUACCAGUUUAUGGUACGAAACCAACUUUAUAAGAGGUUUUAAAAAUAGGUUAUAUUUCACUCAACAUUCAAUGACCUACCGUAAGGAAUUGUUGGCAGAAUAGAUGGAUGCAGUUCAAUGCAUGAUUAAUAUAAUAAACCAAUACAUUUCUUGGUAGUCCAAACAAUAUUGCUAUCAGGAUGUAAAUCACAGGUGGCCUGGUACAUUGUUUCCUGCCUCCAUUCGAUAUGCACUGUUUCAGUUUCAAUGACUCAAUAUUUUGGACAAAAACGGACGAAUGUAACUAAGGAUGGGAUUGUCAAUACAAUCAAACUAGCAAAGGCCAAGGGCAAUGAUCACAAGUCAGUUAUAAUGUGGCUUAUAGGCUAGCGUAUCAAUUUAUGUAGCAAGCUAAAAACACGGAGCCUAAACUUAGGUAGAUAGCUAGAUGCUAGGAGGAUGUCAUGUCAUUGGAGUGGGUGAGUGAGUGACUUUUUCCCUCAUAUCGUUUUUCGGUGGCUACACAGCUAGGGAUGCAGGUGUCAUUUGGUUAGCUAGCAAGAAAUGUGAAUCGCUUAGCUAUGCUGCAAUUGAACAACUGUUGUCCAGUUAGCAUAUCUCUUGCGUUCGCAAAUUCACUCUGGCUAUCUACUCCUGAGAUCAGAGCACUCUUGUCUGAGUGUGCCAGAGCGCAGAAUAACUGAUGAAUUUACCAACCCACAACACCCACUGAAUAUGACCGGUGUCAGUAAACAUAGGGGGGGAAAAAAAGUAUGUUAGUCGCGUGCUAGAUAACAUGUAAACAGCCUAACCAGCUCUGCUAGGGCGAGUCAAAUGGUCAGAGUGAGGUGUUCUCUCAUUUGUGUCUGGAAGUAGCUAGCUAGCAAGCUAGCCAACUCUAGCCAGUUAGCUUUGGGUGCUUGGUUGGGACAAGCAUGCAUUGGCAGGCAAGCUGCGGAAGGGCGAGGAGGCUACAAUUCCCCAUCGCGUAUCAGUGCAAUUUUGAUGGCCAACUAGCUGAAAAAGUUUGAGAGGGUUUAUCUAAUGUUCCUUUGUUAGAUUUGAGCUAAUCUUGCUCUGGCUAGCAUUAGUUGUUGAUCUUGUUGUUGAUGUUCAUAUAGUGAAAGAGAGCCUACCUUUUUCAUGGUUGUUUGAUCAACAGGACUGUGAAGUUCCCAAAUGUAAGAGGACUCUGUGGUAUUUACAUAUUUGCAGAAAUCCAUUCAGGUGUAUUUUGUGGCUUUUGGCCAAUGUGUUGUAAUGAUCUAAAGUCGCGCUGUUGCUACUGCCUGUAAACACACAGUCCAGUUCAAAGUGAAUGAUGGCAGGCCUGUGUGGAAAAUGGCUUGUUUGCAUAAAGGCCUACUGUAGCUCUUAUUGGCUAUGGCGCACCGGUCUGCGUAGACUCUGGUCCUGGAUGAGACAGAUUUUUUUUAUUUGGCUUUAUUUCCUGCAGUGUCUAUUAAUUGUACAAACACAUGGCCUUUUCCCCACUCUAUCUUGCUAUAGAAUUUUCACAAAUGCCUUACUAUAGGUCAUUUCCCAAACAUUUUAUGAAAACGUGAAAAUGUCCAUAUCUAAGUGCUCGUUUGUCAGAAAUUCCUGGGGGUGUGUAUGAACAGAUUUGAAUAAGAUUUAAUGUUACUAAAAUGCAGUCAGUUCCACUUUAAGCCCAGGAAGCAGCCAUUCAACUUGCCAUUCACCCGCUUUUCAAGGUUAAUAAUGUCAAAAUACAUUGGGUAAUUAGCUACCAAAGAAUGGAGUUUCGCUGAGCAACUAUCGUCAUUACUGCCGUUCCAGCUGGUAUGUACUUCCAAAAAAGCUCUGAAUAAAAAGUUGCAUGCAACCGAAAACAUGCCUUGUCUGGAAAUAAUCAAAAGUAUUGUUUUUGAGCAAGUGCACAUGCGCCAAAUCUCUUCACCUCCUGCAAUAUUAGUAAUGGAAUUAAAAAUGCACUAAAUAAAGCCUAUCUAGAAAUAUACAAUCGCUGUUAAAAACCUAGCUUAUAUCGUCUGCUUGAUCUACUUACAGGAAAUAUUAUUGCAUUCCGUGUAGCACAGGUGAAACAACCGAUUUUUUUUAGAUGUUAUGUUCAUACACUGUUGUAUGUGAUUAAAACAGAGAUCUGUCUAUAAUGACGAUGGUCAUGCCUCCGCCACUAACGAUGGGAGUCGUUGUCACAAAGGAGGGAAGGCAGGCGACCAAGCUUAGGUCCAAAACAAGCCCAUAGAAACGUAUCGGGCUUAUUUUGGACAGGUUUUGGUCGAGAGUGAAACCCUGUCACUUCGACCUCUUCCUCUCUGGAUGAAAAAUCAAUGACCUUUCCAGCUGCUGGAUCAGCCGACCUGUGCGUGGCAGUAAUGAGUGAUUUUAUUGGAUCAGCCAACCUGUGCGUGGCAGUAAUGAGUGAUUUUAUUGGAUCAGCCAACCUGUGCGUGGCAGUAAUGAGUGAUUUUAUUGGAUCAGCCAACCUGUGCAUGGCAGUAAUGAGUGAUUUUAUUGGAUCAGCCAACCUGUGCGUGGCAGUAAUGAGUGAUUUUAUUGGAUCAGCCAACCUGUGCGUGGCAGUAAUGAGUGAUUUUAUUGGAUCAGCCAACCUGUGCGUGGCAGUAAUGAGUGAUUUUAUUGGAUCAGUCAACCUGUGCAUGGCAGUAAUUAGUGAUUUUUAUUGGAUCAGCCAACCUGUGCGUGGCAGUAAUGAGUGAUUUUAUUGGAUCAGCCAACCUGUGCGUGGCAGUAAUGAGUGAUUUUAUUGGAUCAGCCAACCUGUGCGUGGCAGUAAUGAGUGAUUCUAUUGGAGGUGCAGGAAAGGUGGCUUUGGUGCUUACUUGGACAUUAUUAAGCUUGAAAAGCUGGUUAAUGGCAAGUAGAAUGACUGCUUCCUGGGCUUAAAAAGAGAAUCACCAUAUUCAACGUCUCCUGUUUAGAUCGUUGACAACACGUAAACUAUAUUUAGUCUCCAAUAUUUAUUGAAAACAUACAUUUGCACAAUGAGCACUUGUCUCAAAUACAUCGUUACAAUUGUUGGUCAGGUAGCUAGCAAAUUUUUAGCCAUAUUAGAAUAGAUCGGCCAUCAGUCAAAACAAGACACGUUAUCAAGAACAAGAUACAACUAGCUGAAACGAGCCACCUACGAUUCCCCACAGGGCAGCUUCUUUUCAUUGUUGCUAGCGAUCUUGCUAUCCAGAAUCACAACAACAGCACACAGACUUCUGCCCCCAUUGAAGUGCGCGUGACGUUGUCAGCUAACCCGUCUAGGUUAUUAUUAUUAUUUUUUGAAAUUUUUAUUUUUUACUUUGCUGCUCCUCUUUCCUCUUGUAUUUCAGCUAGCUAUGGCCAGUCUGUCGAACUACGGCGUGCGUAUCGCGCGUCUCAGCGCACGUAUCUUUGGGGAUGUGGUGCGUCCUACAGACAACAAGUCCAUGAAGGUGGUCCAGCUGUUCAAGGAGCCGCCCAUGGCCCAGAAGAAGGAGGUGUAUGACUGGUACCCCCAACACAAGAUCUACUACGCCCUUACACAGAAGCUACGAUACAUGGGACUCUUCAGGUAGACAUGCCGUGGUGUUUGGCCUUAAUAGAUCGCUAGGCCUAUUCACGGGAAAGGGAUCGGGGUUCUUUUGGCAUGUCUGUGUUUUGGCCUUGUGCAAUAAUGUAUACAGCUCUACUCUAGGUUCUUCUGGCUAACCACAGACAGUGAAAUUACACCGUUUCUAGACCCUGUUUGUCUCUGUAUUCUAACCAGACAGUUUUCUAGACCCUGUUUGUCUCUGUAUUCUAACCAGACAGUUUUCUAGACCCUGUUUGUCUCUGUAUUCUAACCAGACAGUUUUCUAGACCCUGUUUGUCUCUGUAUUCUAACCAGACAGUUUUCUAGACCCUGUUUGUCUCUGUCUUCUAACCACAGACUAUUUUCUAGACCCUGUUUGUCUCUGUAUUCUAACCAGACAGUUUUCUAGACCCUGUUUGUCUCUGUGUUCUAACCAGACAGUUUUCUAGACCCUGUUUGUCUCUGUGUUCUAACCAGACAGUUUUCUAGACCCUGUUUGUCUCUGUGUUCUAACCAGACAGUUUUCUAGACCCUGUUUGUCUCUGUCUUCUAACCACAGACCGUUUUCUAGACCCUGUUUGUCUCUGUAUUCUAACCAGACAGUUUUCUAGACCCUGUGUGUCUCUGUGUUCUAACCAGACAGUUUUCUAGACCCUGUUUGUCUCUGUGUUCUAACCAGACAGUUUUCUAGACCCUGUUUGUCUCUGUGUUCUAACCAGACAGUUUUCUAGACCCUGUUUGUCUCUGUGUUCUAACCAGACAGUUUUCUAGACCCUGUUUGUCUCUGUGUUCUAACCAGACAGUUUUCUAGACCCUGUUUGUCUCUGUGUUCUAACCAGACAGUUUUCUAGACCCUGUUUGUCUCUGUGUUCUAACCAGACAGUUUUCUAGACCCUGUUUGUCUCUGUGUUCUAACCAGACAGUUUUCUAGAUGUUGUUUAUCUCUGUAUUCUAACCAGACAGUUUUCUAGACCCUGUUUGUCUCUGUCUUCUAACCAGACCGUUUUCUAGACCCUGUUUGUCUCUGUAUUCUAACCAGACAGUUUUCUAGACCCUGUUUGUCUCUGUCUUCUAACCAGACAGUUUUCUAGACCCUGUUUGUCUCUGUAUUCUAACCAGACAGUUUUCUAGACCCUGUUUGUCUCUGUCUUCUAACCAGACAGUUUUCUAGACCCUGUGUGUCUCUGUAUUCUUCUUUCCACCUAUUUUAGUGUAGUACUAGUUUAGCCCACAUCAGUAACACCGUUUCCUCCCUGUUCCCCACCAGAGAUGAGCACGAGGACUUCAAGGAGGAGAUGCGUCGGCUGAGGAAACUGAGAGGCAAGGGCAAACCGAAGAAGGGAGAGGGGAAGAGGGCCACCAAGAAGAAAUAGACUGUUCCCUGCCCUGUCACAGAGGACCUAUGGGGUGAUCAGAACUGGCCUCGUUUGCUUUGGGACACCAGAGGAAUGGCCUCCCUCACAACGGUAUCAUGUGACCCCACUCCGGAUGUUUAUAUUGACUGGACCUUUUGGAUCAGCCGAUGUGUGUGUAUUUUAAAGAUCCUUCUAAAUCCCAUCACAGAAGAUCCUAUCUGACAAGUGACCAGUCUUUGUGACCACUGUGUGUUUGGUAUGUAAAGCAUCCUGUUCUUUGCUUUACAAGAUGUUUCAUUAUGCUGCAAUUGUAUCCACGUUGUUAGCGGCUUUCCAUUCUUAAUACUAUUUGUACAGUGAAUGGGUGAAGGAGAACUGGAGGGCAUCAGUACAUACAAUUGUGACGCUAGUAUGUUCAUAUUGACUGGGACAAAGCUGGUGAUUUUACAUGUUUUUGAGCAACACAUCACAUCAGGUGUCAUGAAUAAAAUACUGAAAACAAAAUCUGCUUAAAUGUGUAGGAGGACACUAUCCAUUUUGUGACUGGUGUAUUGCUAUGCAAUUACUAUGUGUAAUACAAUGUUGUUACUAGAUAAUCAGUGUAACUACAGGAAACCUGUACUGAUCCCAUUCAAAACCUGU
Coregonus sp. 'balchen' is the source of this 7331-nucleotide messenger RNA. The record is from the annotation of a GenBank genome assembly. NCBI's taxonomy places the organism in Eukaryota, Metazoa, Chordata, Actinopteri, Salmoniformes, Salmonidae.